Zymoseptoria tritici IPO323 is the source of this 678-nucleotide messenger RNA. RefSeq lists its product as uncharacterized. Lineage: Eukaryota; Fungi; Ascomycota; Dothideomycetes; Mycosphaerellales; Mycosphaerellaceae. The record is from RefSeq and is a predicted model, not a curated record. The transcript is spliced from 2 exons. Bases 1 to 678 code for a protein of 225 amino acids.
AUGGUGACGACCGCCUCCAGCGAACUCACCCCGAGCAGGUUCUCACCACCAGCUUCGGACGUACUCUUCCCGCCCCAACCCGAAGAAAAGGGCAACAGGAAGGCACAUACUUUCAAGCUGUGGCGCAAGAAGCCAUCUGCACCCACCAUCGCAAAUGGUCGUAUUCCUCCACUAGCUCGAAGGACUGCGCGAUCGCCUAAGAAGACUUUCUCCAAAAGCCAAGCUCUCCUUCAGGACGGCCUCUCGGAAUCUGAAAUAUUGAGCUCCGACGAUGAGCGCGAUGUCCAAUUACAGACGCAGUGGAAGCAUGCUUCCGCCAGCAUAAAGGGAACCAAGCACAUUGGGCGAUCGCAGGCCAGAGCCGCUUCGGGAGACCGCCCGACCAGACUUACGGCGUCACGACAGCAGGAGCUUAUGUUCAUCAAAGGAAAGAUGAAGGAAUUCGAGAUUUCGCUGCCCGAGCUCAUUCGCACAUGCUUCGAAGACUCUACGGUGAAUGUGUCCCGCGGAUUGGCAAGGCUGACGGAAUUGUUGCCUCUGGUACAACGAAGGAUGGAGAAGGAGCGUGCACUCAAGCGUGGUAAUGGCGAUAUCAGGGCGAUUCAGCAGAUUGCAGAGCGCACAUGGCGGACGAGUGGUGGGAAUGGCAUGAGACCAUCAGUGCUGAAGCUGGUUUGA